CUUUCCACUCAUGCCUUGUGCCUUUGUCUCUAGUCUUUCUAGGCUUCCACAGCGAUGAGUUGGUGGAGGGAUAAUUUCUGGAUCAUCUUAGCUGUGGCCAUCAUCAUUGUGUCCUUGGUCCUGGGUCUCAUCCUGUACUGCCUCUGCAGGUGGCAGCUUAGACAAGGCAAGAAGUGGGAAAUUGCCAAGCCCUCAAAACAGACCGGAAGAGAUGAAGAAAAGAUGUACGGGAAUGUUCUGGAUUCCUCACCUGGUCAGGUGCCUGCUCUACCACCCAGGGGUUCACCUUUUCUCGGGGACCUAGCCCCACAGGAAGCACCAAGCCAACCACCGACGUGGUACUCAUCAGUGAAGAAAGUCAGAAACAAGAAGGCCUUUGCCACUGAGCCAGAAAGUGACUACGAUGAUGUUGAGAUCCCAGCGAGCACUGAAAACCAACACUCUAGAAAAUCCACACCUUUUUGGCAAGCUGAAAGGGGAUUGCACAGUUUAUUUUAGAAUAAUCGAGAAUGGUUGGACCAUAACACAAACACUUCUCAAACGCUGGAGGAAGCCGCCUUGGCUAUGUGAGAGCUACAGCAGAGGACAGGACAUCUUGAUUUUCCCAGGGCCCCAGAUGUCCCUGUUGUUCCAGAUGUCACUGUUGCCCCAGAUGUUCCAGAAGCUCUGCCCUGAUACUCUGAGGGUCUAGCCUCUGUACUUCUGUGGAGGAGGUUUCCUUAAUGCAGACCGCUGGGCCUGUGAGAAUCAACUCAUUUCCCAACAUUCCCCUUUUGUUCCCUUGGUGAAUGUGGCUCUAACCCAGAGGUUCUCAACCUUCCUGAUGCUGCGACCCUUUAGUACAGUUCCUCAUGUUGUGGUGAC
Molecule: messenger RNA, 864 nt
Organism: Acomys russatus (golden spiny mouse)
Lineage: Eukaryota; Metazoa; Chordata; Mammalia; Rodentia; Muridae
Gene: Scimp
Product: SLP adaptor and CSK interacting membrane protein
Exons: 4
Coding region: 55-498 (147 amino acids)
Cellular component (GO): immunological synapse; tetraspanin-enriched microdomain; membrane
Source: RefSeq, a predicted model, not a curated record